AGGACUCAGAAGCUUCAAUAAAAGGCAAAGUGCAUCUUCGCCGGAUGGUGUAGGAAAGGAGGAGAAAUCGGCAGCAGAAGAACACCACCUAAAAGGGUAACCUCGAGCGUCUCUGCUUCUUGGAACACUCUUAACACAGGCUUCCAGCCCAGCCCACCCAGAGCCGCCACCUCCCCGGCCUCUGCAGGACCUGCUCCUUCAUGAACUUGCCAAGAGCUGAGCGACUUCGCUCCACACCUCCGCGCAGCCUCCAGGGCUCCGAUAGGGAAGACGGUGCGAUCGAUAUCCUGGGAGAGGAGGAAGAUGAAGGAGAGGAGGAGGAAGAGGAAGACGAGGAACCGGAGGGAAGCCAGCGCCUUCUAGAGCAGCUGCACCAGCCGGAGCCGCAGAGGGCGCGGCGCGGCGCGGGCGCGGGUGCGCUUCCCGGAGAGCGCACCGAGAGCGGCGGCGGCGGCCCAAGCGACUCCUCCGAGUUUGGCCCCAAGUUCGGGGCACCGACGGGGUCUACGGCGGCCUCUGCGGGCGCCCCGCAGCCGGCGAAGCCCCCCUACUCAUACAUCGCGCUCAUCACCAUGGCCAUUCUGCAGAGCCCACACAAGCGCCUCACGCUCAGCGGCAUCUGCGCCUUCAUCAGUGGCCGCUUCCCUUACUACCGCCGCAAGUUCCCCGCCUGGCAGAACAGCAUCCGCCACAACCUCUCGCUCAACGACUGCUUCGUCAAAAUCCCCCGGGAGCCGGGACACCCUGGCAAGGGCAACUACUGGAGCCUGGACCCCGCCUCCCAGGACAUGUUCGACAACGGCAGCUUCCUUCGGCGCAGGAAGCGCUUCAAGCGCCACCACCCGCCUCCGGGAGCCCACCUGCACCACCCCUUCCCCCUGCCCGCUGCGCCCGCCGCCCUGCAUGCCCCCUACCCGGGUAUGCUGCUCGGGCCCCCGGCCCCGCCGCAGCCUGUCCCGGGGGCCUAUCCCGCCUCCACUCCCGGGAGCCGCCCGUGCGCGCUGCUGCAUCCUCAUCCCCUCCGCUACCUGCUGCUCUCUGCCCCGGCCGUAGGCAGCGUAGCUGAGGCGCCCAGGAAAGCGCAAGGCGCGGAUCUGGGGACCCCGGCGCCCUUCCGGCGCUGCUGCCCACGCUAGGCUCCCAGCCUUGGGAGGAGGGCAAGGGGCCGGCGUCGCGGCCGGCAGGCGGAUGCACCUCCUUCAGCAUCGAGAGUAUCCUGCAAGGGGUCCGGGGAGCUGGUACAGGCGCCGCGCAGAGUCUGCCCCCGACCCCGUGGGGUUACUGCCACCUGGUGCAGCGCCCGUCGUGCCUGCCGGACGAUUUUGCAGCAGCAGCAGCAGCAGCAGCAGCAGCAGCAGCAGCAGCAGCAGCAGCAGCAGCAGGACUCUGCCAGCGGCUGCGCUCCCAGCAAGGGCGCUCUGCUGGGCCGGCACCUGUCCGCCACCGCGGCGCUCCUGGGGUGUCAGCCUGGAGUAGAGGGCUCCAGGCUGACGUCGCUGGUCGCCCUUUCGGGCGGAGAGGGGACCUCACCGGCCUUUUGAAUAGCACCCACACCUGCCCGACUCCUUGGGGCGGACAGGGAGCCAACCUGGAGGGCGGAGCCGCCCGGGGUCACGCUCUCCUCGCCGCCUGCCCUGGCGCACUCCACCGUCCACAGCCGGGACCAAGAGUGUGUAUCUGCAUCCUUCUCAUCUCCAUCUCAUCACUCGGAAGUUCUGCCUACGACCCCCACUGACUCCUGGCUUGCAGUAGUUCGUUCCGAGGGUGUUCUGGAAAGUUCCCAAGCCCAACCCUUGGUAGCCGCCAUUCUCGAGCUUCCGAUUCAAUUGCCCUACGCUGCACCUGCAGCCUUCGCCCGCAGGGCCUACAUUCGUUCAUUUAUUCGAUCAACAAACGUCCGAGCGCCGGGUGCAGCCGCGGAUGAGCCCAGAGCCGACCCUGAGGCUCUCCCGCGCGCCCUGCAGGAGACGCCGUUUACUUCCUUCCCUUGGCCCCAGGCCAGACCAGCGGAGCCACGAACGUGGGUGACUGCGGGCCGGAUCCCGCCCAAGCCGGCCCCUAAGCUCCUAAUUAUUACCGAAUGA
This is a messenger RNA of Balaenoptera acutorostrata (minke whale), 2084 nucleotides long. RefSeq names its product forkhead box D4 (gene FOXD4). Lineage: Eukaryota; Metazoa; Chordata; Mammalia; Artiodactyla; Balaenopteridae. The record is from RefSeq and is a predicted model, not a curated record. Gene Ontology annotation, biological process: cell differentiation; anatomical structure morphogenesis; regulation of transcription by RNA polymerase II. Gene Ontology annotation, molecular function: DNA-binding transcription factor activity, RNA polymerase II-specific; RNA polymerase II cis-regulatory region sequence-specific DNA binding.